This is a messenger RNA of Iphiclides podalirius (scarce swallowtail), 8142 nucleotides long. The record is from the annotation of a GenBank genome assembly. NCBI's taxonomy places the organism in Eukaryota, Metazoa, Arthropoda, Insecta, Lepidoptera, Papilionidae.
AUGGCGUUUAUCGGACCGAGGAAUAGCGCGCCAGUCAUCAGGGACAGUCUCAACACGCCGGCGUAUGAGAUCAAAUUGGAGACCGUGUUAGGACUGACUGUCAGUAGUAACGCGGCUCUCGACUGCGAUCCCAACACCGAGAUUGUAGCCUAUCCAGCAGGAUGUACGGUGGUGCUGUACAACGUGCGCAAGAAUCGGCAGGCUCACGUACUGAACGCGUCGCGCAAGAGCGUAACCUGCGUCGCCUUCUCGCCAGACGGCAGGUACCUGGCGACCGGCGAGUGCGGCCACGCGCCCGCCGUCCGCGUCUGGGACCUUCAGGAUCCGUCCGCUUCGGGAGCAGUGCAGAUAGCGGAGUUUCCCGGACACACGCACGGUGUUAAUUGCGUUGCCUUUUCGACUUCAUCGAAGUAUCUAGUCUCAGUCGGUUCCCAACAUGACAUGAUCGUAAAUGUUUGGGACUGGCGUGCCAACCUAAAGCUUGCGAGUAAUAAGGUAUCGUCGCGCGUGAAGGCCGUCAGUUUCUCGGAGAGCGGCAAUUAUUUCGUGACGGUUGGCUUUCGGCAUGUCAAGUUCUGGUAUUUGGAGUAUUCGAGGAAUGCCAAGUUCAAGGAGCCGGUGCCUCUCAUGGGGCGCUCCGCGAUCCUCGGCGAGCAGAAGGACAACGAGUUCUGCGAUGUGGUGUGCGGCCGCGGCUCGGCUGCGGACAGCACCUACGCGAUCACGAGGGGCGGCCUCCUGUGCGAGUUCAACGGGCGGCGCUUGCUCGACAAGUGGGUCGAGCUGCGGACUACGUCGGCGAACUGCAUGGCGAUUGGAGCGAACUACAUAUUCGUCGGUUGCGCCGAGGGCAUUGUGAGGUGCUUCGCCCCCGACUCGCUGCGGUACAUCACUACGCUGCCGCGCACCCACUACCUCGGCGUCGACGUGGCGCAGGGCGUAAAUAUCAACCACAUGUUCACGCAGCCGGCGAACGCGCGCUACCCGGACGCUAUCGCCCUCACGUACGACGAACGCAACCACAAGCUCACCUGCGUGUACAACGACCACAGCCUGUACGUGUGGGACGUGCGCGACAUCAAACGGGUGGGGAAGUCGCACUCGGCGCUGUACCACUCGGCGUGCAUCUGGGGCGUGGACAUGGUGUCAGCGGUGGGGGAGAGGCAGGCGGGGGGAGGGUCGCCCCUCCCCCCGGGCAGCUUCCUCACCUGCUCCAGCGACGACACGGUGCGCGUGUGGAACCUCAAGCCCGCCGGCCCCAACAUAUACAGCAAUGAGCUGAAUAAAAUAAUAUACAUCGACCCUGAGUUGAAGUUCCUGAAGGAUGUGGACCUGACUGCCACCAGCGAUAAGGACAAAUCCAAGACCUAUGACGAUAAAAUCGGAGUCAGGUGCGUGCGCGUGUCGCCGUGCGGGCGGCACGUGGCGGCGGGCGACCGCGCCGGCAACGUGUGGGUGCACUCGGCGGAGGGCGCGCCGCUGCACACGCUCGAGGCGCACGACGCGGAGGUGCUCUGCCUCGAGUACGCGCCGCGGCCGCGGCUGCUCGCCUCCGCGUCGCGCGACCGACUAGUGCACGUGUUCCUCGUGGACCGCGGUUACCAAAUACUGCAGACUUUGGACGAGCACUCAUCCUCGAUCACCGCGGUGCGCUUCCUCAGCUCCAGUUCUGGGCUACAGAUGGUCUCUUGUGGUGCGGACAAGACCAUACUUUUCAGGCAACUCAAAACCACUCAAGAUGGCAGUUACCAAUUCGCGCGGGGGCAAAACGUUUCUGGACGCACGACGCUAUACGAUAUGGAAGUCGAUGCGGGCGGUCGACAUAUACUUACAGCUUGUCAGGAUCGCAACGUCAGAGUUUACAGUGCUGCGCAUGGAAGACACACAAAGACCUUCAGAGGUACAACUGCUGAAGAUGGUACACUUAUUAAGGUCGCUUUGGACAACAGCGGCAUUUACCUAGCUACCUCAAGCACGGACAAGAUUCUCAGCGUCUACGAUUAUUAUUCGGGCGAGUGCAUGGCUACCAUGUACGGGCAUUCGGAGAUAGUCACUGGAUUAAGGUUCACUCCGGACUGCCAGCACUUGGUGUCGGCGAGCGGUGACGGUUGCAUAUUCGUGUGGCGAGUCCCGCACGAUAUGGUUGUCACGAUGCGGGCGAGGCUGGCGCAGCAGGCGAUACGGCAGGGCAGGAAAGUGGCGCCCUCUACGAACGGCGCGUCCGGCCUAGACAGCGAGACGGACUCGCAGCUGGGAUCGCCGCCACGCGAGUUGGUCCAAGCCAGUAAAUUCGGAACACCAGUGGUCGCCGAUUACACAUUGCGGAUUGGGAAAUUGCCCUCGUGGGCCAAGAAGAGCUUGGGCGACGAGCUUGUCGCGCCCGAAGCGCCCCCCACGCCCGCCGCGCCCGCCCCCCCAGCGCGUGGCAAGUGGGCUGCCAGGAUACAGCCCGCCCCCGAGAAACGGGUUGAUUCCGACGGUUCCAAAGACAGCUCAUUAGACAGUGGGACAGACACUAGGUAUAUUGAGAAAAGAAGAGACCAAAGCGCUAAGCAGAGGCCGAAAUCGCUCAACUUGUCACAGCUGCCGCGAGUCGAGGCCCUAUUCCGUCACUUUGACGCCACUAUGAAAACCACGUACGACAUUUUGACAAUAUCUCCAAGAGUCGAGAAGGUUACGUUAAAUAUGUCCAAAGCGCGCCCCGCGGAGGCGCGCGUCCGCCACCAUACCGACGACUCGUCUCUCGGCAGUUUUAAAUACGAGGAUCAGGAGUCAACGGAGCACGAUGGUGACAUUGAGGACAUUUCGGACGGCGAAAGGACCUCAUCCUCCGAGAGGGGUAACAGGCCCACCUAUUAUCCUGGCAACAAUAUUGACGAGACGCCCGGGGAGUUCAUGGUGAACGCAAUGGACGCCGAGGAACUUAGGCAGUCGGUGCGCCGCUCGAAGCGGUGGAAGGCGGAGUCGCCGAGACUAGAGCUGCCCCCCGUCGCCACUUCCCUCAGCGGCUCAGGCCACGACUCGGACGAGGACGAGGUGUCGACGCCCUCCGGUGACAACGCGGACCGCAACCCGCUCUCCGGCUCCUGCGAGUCGAUCGACACGGCGGGGCGGCGCGAGAAGUAUCUCAAGUCGGCCUUCGACAGCCUCAGCGGUGUUGAGCUGGACUCCACGCUCACUGGAGGUGAAAGGCACAAAACGAAACUAGACUGCAACACGUCACUCUCCGCUCAGCAUCUGUCGCGGGCGCCGGCGCCCCGUUCCGAUGCCGACGCGCGACGACGCGAGGAGCUGCAGAGGAGGAUCCUGGAGACCAGGCGCCAGCUGGAGAACGUCGCGUUUCGUUCAAACCUCAAAUCGAGUCAGUCCACUACGGACUUGUCCUAUAUACCGGAGAAGGACAAUUCCCGUCGGAACAGGCCUGUCUCGAUGGCAGUGCCAAGCAAUACAAGACCUUAUGGAGUCUCGAAUCUCCCCUUUUAUCCCGAAGAGAGCUCAGACAGUCUUAACUUCUUCGACAGUCUGAAUCCGUACCCGAAUAUGAGCUUGGACUAUCGCAACAAGAACCCUUACGCCAUCCCCGCUAACAUAAAUCACAGAAUAAUGCCCGAAUACUUCGAGAACAUUGCGCCAUACAUACCACCCCACGCUGGCGCGGUACAAAAUCAAAACGACAAGAGAAACUUCAACUACGCGCCAUACAAUAAAAAGCCGGUCGUGUUCAAAGAACAAUUGCCCCAAAAGCAGCAACCGCUUGCGUUCACCAUAGACAUCUCAAACAAACCGGUGCUAUCCAAAGUCUUCAACAGACUGUUUCCAGCCAACGCAAGCGAUGAAAAAGACACACCGCCGAAAGUGCCGCCGCGUAACUUUCAUCUUAAUUUGACCGAUAAACCUCAACCUAAGUUGCCGAAGCCGAACUCUAGGAGCAUAUUUAAAAACUACAAAUCGUGCCCUGUGUCACCCGUCUCUGAGGAGUGCAAGUGGGCUGAUAAGGUCAUGCAGAACAAUCAAAACCAGAAUAGCGGUAAGCCACAAAAUGGCAAUUCUGAUCCGAAGAAAAGAAACUCCCUAAGUUUCUUCGUCGGCCUGGACAAUCGAGCUAAAGAAAGCGGUAAAAGUAUUGUUAACACUAUAAAGAGCGACACGGAAAAGAUGAUAGCAGAAAUUACGAGAAAGUAUGGUGAUUUAGACGAAUACGAAACAAACGAUCGGGGAGAUUUAGAUCUGCAACCUACGAGGGAUGUCGAAGAUAAAGACGAUGGGAACUUUUCCUCCGACUCUCUGGAGGAUUGUAGCCUUAGCCAAGAUGUAAGCUGCAAAAAUAAACUGUACUCAAAGAAAAUUUGUAAGAAACACACAAAAGCCAACGCUAUGCCCCGUCGUGCCGUUUCAAACUACGAGAUUUAUACUUCUCCAUACGGUACUAUGGAGAAGCCAGCCGUUCCUAUCAAGCCGCCUUGCAUAGGUCAGAAGAGUUCGACCCUGCCCAGGAAUAUGCCGUCGAACUUCGAUGACGCUAUGGAUGGAAAUUAUACAAAUAGCACUAAGAAUAACAUGUAUAGAUGCCAAAGCGUUCUAACUAAGCGAUGCAUCACGCGUUCUAAUGAGUCCGUGCUAAGUGACAAUUCAAACUGCUCAAGCGUGUCUAAUGAAAUAUUUUUGAAAUACGGUAACGAAGUCGCGUUCCAGCAAGCGAAAUUCGACAGCCGAUACAAUCUAAACGAUUCUCAAAAUUGCUCUUUAGAGAAUUUGAACGAACCCGACGACCAAUAUCUCGAAAAUCAUAGACACAGUAGCGCCAGCUUCUUCCUUAAUCAGAAAAAGUACAUGAAAACUAGUUGUAGCCAAGAGUCAAUGCUAUCGGAUGAGAUGUAUUUAGACAAUGAUAAUCAACUUUCAAGAACUAACUGUAAUUCGCUCGAAAGUGUACUCUCAGAUGACUCGGAAUGCACUAAAAGUGCACCAUUGGAAAUGCUCUUCGAGGGUGCCAGGACCACUCGUCACACCCAUAACCAGCCAGUUGGGGUACCGCGAAAUAGUAAAAGUUGUUACGAGUUCGAUAACGGUUCUAAAAGCUAUGGAUCUAGUCCUAACAACGUCUCGUAUAUGGGAGGUUAUAUGUAUAACAAUUAUUUGGGUGAAAGUAGUUCAAAUUAUAGAGACGUCGUCGUGAGUCCAAAACCAUCAGUUAGUAAAGUAUAUGGGUUCGAGGUACCAACUGUAGAGAAUCCUAGCCAUAAACCUGUGACGAGAUCUAAAAGUUUAUAUGACUCUGCCUCAAAACAAGGUCCUCCGCCGGCAAAGAGUAUUGCCUAUUAUUUUGAUGGAAACAAUGUACAGCAGUACGCAAAAGACAAAAAAAGCGCCGAUGAAAUACCACGUCUUAACACCGGUGAUUAUAUGGCCAAUACGAGCAAGUCUUUACAACCGAAAUUUGCAGAAAAACAUAAAUAUUUAAGUAAGAUGGAGGGUUGUGAGCAGAAUACGAUGGUUAAGUCAAAGAGUUGCAGUUUUGAAGUGGUUUUGGAACCAGCUUCCAAACCGAAUCCUCUUAAAAACCUCAUGGAAAAACGUAACUCGCACGUACAAAAAAAUCUCGAGAAAUUUGAAGAGCAGAUACGGAAGAAUAUUCAAACGAAAGUAAACAAAAACCAACUUAACAAAGAGAAAGCCAAUGCUGUCAAAUAUAACAAUACAACAAAGAGUCUUGAGAGGGGAUCAGGGCAAAAGAAUAACAAUGUUAAAAUUACUAUGGAAUUUGUUCCACACAAACCACCAAAACCAGUCAAAAGAACGGCUUCAGUAAAAAUGAAUAAUCGCCUCAAGGCUGGUUUAGACAAAGGUACGCUGAGUUCAUCUAUAUCGUCGCAGUAUAAAGCCAAAUUAGAUGGCCUGCAAAAUAAAAACUACAAUUCCAAUAAAAAGCAAGAAGACGCUAAUUCAAAUAAGGUUGACAACACAGAUAGCUCUGAAAGAUCAUUUGAUGUAUUUGUUAAAGAAAGGGAUAUUAACGAAAAUAAAUCAGAAAUACAAAUGGACAGUUUAGAGGUGUAUGCAAUUCAAAGAAUGGAAAGAAUGCAUCAUGUUAGCAUGGACUCUUUAGAUGUAAUUGAUGACAGCCAAAACGAAUUUUCUAAAGACUCUUUAGAUUAUUAUUCUGAACAAGAUAGAAAAAAUGCUUCCGUAAAAACCACUAAAAAUCAUAUGAACCGCAGAAUUUCGAAAAUUGAUAAUGAAAUGCCGUGUCAUAGUCGACAAAAUAUAGAGGCGAAAGAAAAUAUAGCUCCACAAGACAUAACUGAUGAAGUAAAGAAAUAUAAAUAUAUUGAGCGUAAACUGGAAAUUAUUAACAAAUUAGUUGAAAUGGAGGAGCGAAAGAUACUACAAGAGAAAAUAUUAAAGGAAUGGCGAAUGAGACCACUUAAAGCUAAUAUAAACGACGGCAAAGGCGUAGUGAAGGUUUUAUCGAGGAAAUUUGAAAAGUUGGCAACAAAACAGAAUACUGUGUCGAACUUCGCAUCACUCACGUUGGAUGAAGCUGACACCGAUACUGACACGAAUUCUGAAAACAAGGAGAUUAAGCGGAAUCUCAGUCUCCCCGACAUACUUGAUUCAGAUCACAUCGGUGGCCUAGUCACUGUUGACAUUGAGGUCAGCAACGACGCUGGCAACGAAGCGAUCGAAUUAGACCACACUGAAUCUGCCCAAUUGAAUAACACGGUACGCAGUGAACUCAUAGCCGCACCGAAGUCCUUGCCGCAGCGAGUUUACAAUGAAAUGGUGAUACCGAAAACAGACGUGCACUUGGACAGUGAAAAUUACGAAUCCUCGACAACGAGUUCUAGUUGUGCGAACUCGCCGAAAAGACUGUCAAUGUAUGGCUUCCACAGGCCUAAAGUGCCGUUGAGGCGGAUAAUUCGUGUACCCGGCCCUCGCUUUUGCACGGAUAACCAUACAUUUUCGUCCGAAUGUAAAAUAAGACCGGUGUUGGGCUCCGGGGGUGGCGCAAGGAGUUCCUCGUGUCUGUCUAGAAAGAUGUCGUUCCAAACUCCGGUCCUGCCGUCGAAAUUUUCACCAGUGCAAGCGAAUCGCACGCACCUCUCGCCGUCGGACCACGAAGGGGAAGCGACGGGUAUGAGGCGGGCGAUAUCCCUCUCCGACCUCGCGAAGCCGGUGCCGGCGCCGAGGACGCCGCAAGCCGCCUCGAAAGCGACGACGCCGGCCAGUGCGAACUCUAGCAAGUCGCCCAGCGGCUUCGUGCGGCCCGCGCCGCGCUACAACAACAAGUCGAACAUGACGAGGAGCUCUAGCGUCGGCGUGCUGAACAACCAAAGCGACUCGGAGUCAGAUCCGCAGCCUACUCGGCAGCAGCCAUCGCGCUCCCAAGGCCUGAUGCGGCCUACCAUCAGUUCCAUGAACAAGGCGGCCGCGAACACAGCCAGGCGGCGGGGCCUAGCUAACUCUUACAGCACAGCGAGCGUAUCGACGGCCGCGCGCGAGGAGUCCAGCUCCGAGGCGGAGGACAGGGCCGGCGAGCAGCCCACCGCCGCCCCUCGCCCCAGGGCUGCCUCCGCCGACAGGGCGCAGAGGAGGAUCGGUCGCAGUGGCAGCGAAAGGGACUUGUCGGCGAAGGCGCGAGAAGUGACCGCACGGCUGGCGACCAACUCCCGCCAGAGGAAUAAGCAGGAGACGCCCCAGGAGCAGAACCUGUCACCUUCGCAACUCUGCUCGGCACUGACGGAGCAGUUGACGAAGACCGCCGGCAAAGUGGUACAUUUGUACAGGAGGCUGCAGAGGGAGCCAAACGCCGCCGCCGAUAUAAGUGGUCUAGAAGCGGCCAUACUGGAGACUCAGAAAGUGCUCCGUAGCGCAGUGAUGCGCUCGCAGAAUGGGGGCGAAGCCCUAAGCAGCCUGUCGUCCACCGACGGCGAUUACAGAGGCCUUAACGUGGACUCGACCAGGCAAAAGUUGGAGAACCUUGUUUCUAAAGAAGCGACCGCAGCUGGUAACCCGGCGAUGUCUCUCAUCGAGCAAUACUCCGACAUCCUACUUAACAUGAUGCAGAGCAAAAUGGUCAAUCAGUUCUCACAAAGCCCACAAAGUCUGCCGCCGAACACGAGGGAACCCGGCGACGAGAGC